This is a messenger RNA of Populus nigra (black poplar), 1018 nucleotides long. RefSeq lists its product as uncharacterized. Gene Ontology annotation, biological process: protein targeting. The coding region runs from base 161 to 643 and encodes 160 amino acids. NCBI's taxonomy places the organism in Eukaryota, Viridiplantae, Streptophyta, Magnoliopsida, Malpighiales, Salicaceae. The transcript has 6 exons. The record is from RefSeq and is a predicted model, not a curated record. Gene Ontology annotation, cellular component: membrane.
UGCGAAUUUAUAGCUUCUCGUUCACUCUCUCCCCUGCUUUCUGGGUUUGAAGUGCCAUGGACAAGGCAACAUCUUGGUAAUCCUUAUUUUCUUCAACGCUAAACUGUAAGCUUCAAUCGACCGGAUAAGGAGUGAUAAAGGAAUCAACACCAGGAUACUGAUGGCCAUUGUUACUGGGUUCCCGAAACAAUUUUCAGGUUUGGUUUGUCCUCGUAACUAUAAACUAUCAUUUGGGACUCAGAGAUGUAAUGAAGUCAAAUUUAGUGAUUAUGGUGCUGUUCGGCUGGAAUGUAGAAGGAAUCCCAGAGGAGAACUUCGAUAUGUUCCUGCCAAGCUGUCUUGCAAUAAGCAUGUUCUGUAUGCAGGAAGAGGUCCUUACCAAUUGAGCCAUGAAGAUGACUUGCCCCAAAAGCCCUUUUGGCUAAGUUUUAUUAAGGAAGCCAUCGGGGCUUGGAAAGCUUUGUUUGUAUUUCUGGCUGAGCAACCCAGUCAGCUGAAGUACAUAGAGUGGCCAGGUUUCCAGAGCACGCUGAGAACUGCUAUGCUCACUCUUGUUCUUGUUGCGCUGCUGAUUGUUGCCCUAUCUUCAGUUGACUCUGUUCUAUGCUACGUGUUAGCUUUGCUUCUAAGGAGAACCCCUUGAUAGAAGACUGAACUCCAAAAAAGCGUGCUUUCACCCCUGGCCAAGCUCCAUUUUGGGAGAUGCUUGCUAGUCUGUUUCCUGCCGAGAUGUAAGUAGAAAACUCUUUUCCUGAUGGCAUGAAUUGAGCUGCUGGAGAAACAUCUUACGAGAAAAUAGCAGAGCUACUGAGUGGCGGGAAGAAAACUACACAUGCUGAGCUAUUUGGCCUUUUUAUUCCUCUCUUUUUUUUGUCUGGGCGGAUAGUUCAUGUUAUUUCAUCCGUAUAAAUUGCAGCUAGCAUUUGCUUUUGAAGCCAUCAAUUAAGUGUGUGAUUAUGUAGCUGAAAAUGUUUUUUAUAAAUAAUAAAAAAAAACAAUAAAUUGCCUUUUUGGAUUA